Molecule: messenger RNA, 3140 nt
Organism: Pangasianodon hypophthalmus (striped catfish)
Lineage: Eukaryota; Metazoa; Chordata; Actinopteri; Siluriformes; Pangasiidae
Product: periphilin-1
Exons: 6
Coding region: 295-999 (234 amino acids)
Biological process (GO): negative regulation of gene expression, epigenetic; negative regulation of DNA-templated transcription; protein localization to heterochromatin
Cellular component (GO): nucleoplasm
Source: RefSeq, a predicted model, not a curated record
GCGCGCGCGCGCGCACACACGCACACACACGUCGAGAUCUUCCGCAUUGAAGAUCUGUUAAACGGUGAACUUUAGGACACCGCUCCAAGGAAUGUAAUCCGGGCCGGUGUGUGGAAAAAACAAACUCAGAACCGAAAGAGAAAGUAGAAGUGGCUCAGUCAUGUAAUAAUCCACCCUUUUAAAUUCUGAACAGUCUCCGAGACGAGCCCAAAGGAGUUGUUCACACUUCCUGAUCGUCUCGAAAACUGCACGGCUUGUGAGCGACAGCAUUUGACAGUAGACAGAACAGACAGGAUGGAAACAACGAGAUCCUCAAACACUCAUAAAGUGGAUAAGAAAAGAUCCAUUAACAGAGUGAGGAGGAGUCCCACACGAUUCACUCGGCCAUUUUCUCGAGGGAGAUACCAGUGUGCUCGCUACUAUUACAGGCCCAGAGAGGACUACUUCUCCCGGCGACCCAGUUUUGGCCACAGGUUCCAGAGAGGCUCCAAUCUCCGGCUUCCGUCUAGAUCUCGGAGCCCGAGUACGGUGGUGAGACGCAAAAAUGUGCAUUCGUCAAGCCAGCCCUUGGAAAAGAGGUCAGAGAAGAGCACUUCCACUCCAGUGCAGGACAAAAAGGCAUUCAGCACACCAGAACGCUCCCGGUCAUCUUCAGUGGCUUCUGAGAGGCCUGCCCUAUCAUUUACAGUCAAUCAGGAAGAGCAGAUCAGUAGUGGCAGGGAGUCUCUGUCCUCUAUAACACGUGCAGCUGCCAGAAGUCGAGCCAUCCAGAGAAAGAGAGAGGAGAUAGAGGAGGUGUAUCGGCAGGACUGCGACACAUUUGGUGUGGUGGUAAAAAUGCUUGUGGCGAAAGAUCCAUCACUGGAGAGACCCAUCCAAUCUUCGCUGAGGGAGAACCUGCGUGAGAUCGGCCUGCGCUGUGUAGAAGCCAUGGAGCAGUUUAUCCAUGAGUAUGACUCCAGAGAGCUUGGCACACCAUCCCAGUCCCAGCAUCACUGACACACAGACACAGACACACACACACACACACACACAUACACACACUGACCUGAAGGUUGUGAAUCUCUUGCUGUAAAUUUUGGGGCAAUACUGCAACUUCAGGCAGUAACCACUGAAGAAAAACGAUCAACUACAUCCAUAAUAUAAUUUUUCGGUGGGAAUGCAUUCAUGAGUGAAGGUCUGAGAAUUUAGGUACAACACAGAAUGAUGACUUUGUAAAGCAGUGACAUUGGAAUAGUGCAUUCUUCACAUCAACAUCAACAUGAGAACAUGAGGAGAAAAUCUGUAACCACACAUGUGGUAGUGUAAAGAUCAUAGGUGCUAAAUGUGGUAAAUACUGCAGCAGCAUUUUCACUGUUCACUCCAAAGCUGGUGUUAGAAUGCCAUAGCUUUAAGGACAAAUCUGUAUUAAAGAAGAUCUGCUUGCCAAACAAAUCAGCCUCCAUCCUAAGGUGGUCUAAAUGCCAAAACUGCUCUGAUUUGACUACUAUUUUUAAAAUGUUGUUCACUAAAUAUUAAAAUAUGUGUCAUGAGGCAGUUGGUGAAAUGCCUCAGUAAACAAUUUCUGCAAGGUUUUAUUAGAAAUGUUCAGGACCAGUUCAGUUGGUUUUAUUAACAGGCAAUUAUGUCAAAUUAAAGAGAGCUUCCAGAUAAAGAUGGGGGUUAUGGCCAGCUGUAUGUGCUUUUCUGAUUUUUGUUUUCUCAGUUAUUGUUAAAGAAUUAAAAAAAUCUGUUAAUGAGGUUUUAUACAGAACUGAAUACACUGGGUUGUAUGUAUAUUUUCUGUUACAGUGAAAAUAGUUUAUUUCUCCCAAAGAAUUGAUUACCUCUUAAUUAUUUACAUUGGACCUCGAUGAUAUGAAGUUCUCCUGUAAAAGAAGUCUUGUUGUGAAAGGUAGAUGUUUUUAGGGCUCCACAUGAAAUGUGUGUGACCUAUAGUAAUUACUCUGUCUAUUUUGCUGUCUCUCUGUCGGUCUGUCUGACAAGAAAUGGUAUUCUUUUUACAACAGGAUAUAGGCUUUGGUGACUUGAAUAUACUCACUUGCUUUAUUCUAAACAGUCAAGUGGCAAUAUCAUAUACAUAUUGAAAAUAAAUGGAGAAUACUUGAAAUGUGUGCAAAAUAGGGAAGAGAAGUUUACUGUAAAGAAAAAAGUAGAUGAAGUUUCAGUUAAUACUGCCAUUUCACUACAUUUCCAGUUAACCCUUUCACCUAUCAAUGUUCUCAUUUCUUUCUAAAUAAAUGUUAAAAAGCUUGUAUGCAUAUAAUGCAGUUCUUACGCUUUGUGGCUGACCACUAGGAUUUUACCAUGAAGACAAACUCUUGUGAACAUGUUAUAUUUCCACAGUUUGCAAUGAUUUGAUUUAAAAGAAACAUUUCGCAGAACUCACUGAGGUCAUUUCUUGCAAAUUUUUAUAUUGUGAAGACUAUAUCAGUGUAAAAUAUAAUAUAAUUAAUGAUGAUCAUAAGGUUUUCUCGAGGGACACUUGGAAUAUAUAUGGGCCUUAAUGUAGCAGGAAUAUCAAGAAAAUCAUUGGUUAACAAAGUCAAAUUAGUCCAAAUUUGCAUUGAAAUAAUUCAUAUGGCGCUGGGCCAUUUAUGUGACAGAGGUCAUCAAGCUAAUGCUAACCCUUGCCACAUGUUUUGGGACAGCCCUGCCAUCACGGUUUUUUGGUAGUCAAUAUUUGAAUGCUUUUAAAGCAUUUUUAACAAAAUCCUUAAGCCAUGCCCUCUGCCUCACAAUCCACCGUAAUAGUGUAACCCUCUUAGCCAGGCAUCUUAGUUUACGCCAGUGGAAACAUGCUACUCUUCCAUCUUGAUUAUGAUGAUUAUUGGCUUUUGUUGCCCAUUUUCUCUAUUUGGAGACACACAAAGUUUCUCAAGUCUUUUUUCAGACUUGAGAACCUUUCAUCACUUAAUUUUUUUCCAAGAUCACUGCCCUUGACAUAAUCUUUUUUCCCUUUGGGUUUACCUGAUGGCGUUUAUUUUAUUCUAUUCUAUUCUAUUCUAUUCCCCUCCCCUCUCUUCCCUUGGUGGGAAAGGUGGAUUGAGGGUGGGCAAGGGUAGGUUUUAUGGGUGGGUUGAAAGUGGGCAGGGGCUUGAUGGCAUGUUAAAUGUGUACAUAUAUUUCAUUGCUGCAGU